Messenger RNA from Centruroides sculpturatus (bark scorpion), 1873 nucleotides. RefSeq names its product SCAN domain-containing protein 3-like. Lineage: Eukaryota; Metazoa; Arthropoda; Arachnida; Scorpiones; Buthidae. The transcript has a single exon. The record is from RefSeq and is a predicted model, not a curated record. The coding region runs from base 119 to 1873 and encodes 584 amino acids.
GUGUAAGUUUAUUUAUGUUUAAAAAGGAAUAAAGUAAUAAAAAUAUUUAAAAAAUAGUUUAUUUAUUUUACUUAUUAUUUUUUUUAAUUUUUUAGAAAAUUAAACAGUACAUUAAACCAUGUCUGAAAAACGUAAAUGUCGCCAAUAUUCCAUUGAAUAUUUAAAAUUUGGUUUUAUUGCUUCGCCAAGUAAUGAGCAGUUACCAAUGUGUCUUGAAUGUCAUCAAGUUUUUUCAAAUGAGGGAAUGAAGCCUUCAAGAAUGAAAGAACAUUUAUCAAGAAAACAUCCCGAUAAGAAGUACAAAGAUUUUGAUUAUUUUCUUAAUUUAAAAAAAAAGUUAGAAAAUCGUAAAACAGUUGUGAAUUUAUUUAAGGAUUCGGCAAUUCAACUUAACAAGGGUCUUGUGACUUCAUACAAAAUUUCAUUGUUAAUAGCAAAAUGUGGCAAGCCUCAUAAUAUCGGGGAAAAAUUAAUAAUUCCAGCUGUUCAAGAAAUUUUAAGCAAUAUGACUACAUUAAAUCCAAACAGUAUAAUUUCUUCCAUUCCUUUAAGCAACGAUACUGUUUCCAGACGAAUUGAUGAGAUGGCUAAUGACGUUGAAGAACAGCUUUGUGAAGAUCUUCAAAACACAGAAUUUACGUUACAAUUGGAUGAAAGUAUAGUUCGCAAUAAUGAAGCAAUAUUACUGGCGUAUGUGCGAUACAUUAAAAAUGACAAAAUCAUUGAGGAAAUGUUAUUUGCAAAAUCUUUAACUACUGAUACUAAAGGUUUGUCUAUUUUUAAUGUUGUGAAAACAUUUCUUGAUGAGAAUAAUAUACCAAUUUCUAACAUUCUUGCUUGUGCUACUGAUGGAGCUCCAGCAAUGAUAGGUAGACAGCGUGGAUUUAUUACCUUAUUGAAAGCAGAAAAUUCUAAAAUUUUCAGUAUACAUUGCAUUUUACAUCGACAACACUUAGUAGCCAAACGACUCAGUGAUAGGUUGCAUCAAUCAAUGAAUUUGGUAAUAUCUUUAAUUAAUAAAAUCAAAGCACAUUCUUUAAAUGACUGUUUGUUUCGAGAAUUAUGUCAUGAUAACGAUGAAGAAUAUGAACGUUUGUUACUUCAUACAGAAGUUAGAUGGCUAUCUAAGGGUAAUUGUCUCAAAAGAUUUUUUAAUUUGUUCGAUACUAUCAUUGAAUUUCUACAUACAAUUAAAUAUGAAAUCACAUUUAAUGUUGAAGUAUUACGUAAUGAUGUUGCUUAUUUAUCAGACAUAUAUGAAAAGUUUAACGAAUUUUUGACAAAAAUGCAAGGCAACAAUAUCAAUCUCAUCAAAGUUAAGAGUUCCGUAACAUCCUUCUUAAACAAACUAACUCUCUACAAAAAUAAUAUGGCUCGUAGAGAAUUUUCUCUAUUUUCUUGUUUAAAUACAAUAAGUGCAAAAAAUAUUGGGGAUACUGAUUUAGAAAUAUAUUGCACACAUAUUGAAAAUAUAAAAAAUGAUAUGAAUAUUCGCUUUAAAGACGUAGAACAGUUAAUAAUACCAAACUGGGUAAUAGAUCCUUUUAACUUGGAUGUAAAUACAUUACCUUCCUCAAUACAAGAAAUUAUGAUUGAUUUGCAAAAUGAUGUUGAAGCAAAGAUUUUGUAUACACAAAAUAAUAUUGAAUGUUUUUGGGUAAAUAAUAGACACAAAUAUAAAAGGCUUUGGAAUGAGAUUAAGUUAUUAAUUAUGGCAUUUCCAACUUCUUAUCUUGUAGAAAAAGGAUUUAAUGCUAUUGUACAGUUAUUGUCCAAACAAAGAAAUCGGUUACAAUUAACACAAAAAGGUGAUUUGCGAUUACUUUUGACAAAUUUCGAACCAAAGAUAAACAAAUUGGCUCAAUUUCAUUAG